AGCUGCUGCUUAGCGAGCCUAGCUGUGCUGCUGAGCAAUGACAUGCUUUGAUAUAGAAAUGCUAUUCCAACGGGGCACACAGUGUCUCAUCAGCUAGGCUAGCUCCUUGGAGUGGGGGGGGAAAUAGCUGGCUGCUUGCUAGGAAUCUGGAUAUCACUUGUGUGUAUUAACUCCCAGUUUGUGUGACGCUUACACACGUGAAAUACAUCCUUAAAGGGGGAGAAGAAAAGGUGGCUAUCAGCAAGCAGGUCAACAGUGAAGUAUCAGAGCCCUUGAAGUUCUCAGCUUUGAUGCAGUACAGUGCUCCGAGUGCAAGAUGACGGAAGAGGUGAUUGUCAUCGCCAAGUUUGACUACAUGGCCCAGCAGGACCAGGAGCUGGACAUCAAGAAAAAUGAGCGCCUCUGGCUCCUUGACGACUCCAAGUCCUGGUGGAGGGUUCGAAAUGCCACCAACAAAACAGGCUUUGUGCCGUCCAACUAUGUGGAGAGGAAAAACAGUGCCAGGAAAGCUUCUAUUGUUAAGAAUCUCAAAGACACACUUGGAAUUGGGAAGGUGAAGAGCAGAAAGGGGGGCGGGAUGAGAGACACGGCCUCCAACGCCGACUCAGACAUGUAUGCAGAUAAUGGCGAGCGGCUGUACGACCUCAACCUGCCCGCCCUCGUCAAAUUCAGCUACGCAGCAGAGCGCGAAGAUGAGCUGUCGCUGGUUAAAGGCACACGGGUGGUGGUGAUGGAGAAAUGCAGCGACGGCUGGUGGCGCGGCAGCUACAACGGACGCUCUGGCUGGUUUCCGUCCAACUACGUGACAGAAGAUGUGGAUGGGACGGCAGGGGGAGGGGGAACAGGCGGGGGAGCGGACCCACCUGGAUCACUAACAGAGAAGCUGGCGGCUGUGAUGAACAGCACCACGAACGGGAACAGAGUGCUGCACACAGUCCAGGCGCUCUACCCCUUCAGCUCAGGCAACGACGAGGAGCUGAACUUUGAGAAAGGCGAGGUGAUGGAGGUUGUAGAGAAGCCAGAGAAUGACCCGGAGUGGUGGAAGUGCCGCAAAGCGGAUGGACAGCUGGGCUUGGUGCCCAAGAACUACGUCAAUGUGCUGGACUCCACCUCCCAUAAACCCACAGCGGGGCCUGCUGGGCCGCCCACACCUGACUGUGAUUACAUCUCACCUUCAGGCAGCGGGCGCUUUGCAGGGAAGGAGUGGUACUAUGGGAAGGUGACGCGCCACCAGGCAGAGGUGGCCCUCAACCAGAGAGGCGUAGAAGGAGACUUCCUCAUCAGAGACAGCGAGUCAUCGCCAAACGACUUCUCCAUCUCCCUGAAGGCGCAGAGCAAGAACAAGCAUUUCAAAGUGCAGCUGAAGGAAAGCCUUUACUGCAUUGGACAGCGCAAGUUCAACUCUAUGGAAGAGCUUGUUGAACACUACAAAAAGGCCCCCAUCUUCACCAGUGAGCAGGGAGACAAACUGUACCUGAUCAAGGCCCUGGCCGCCUCCUGAUCCCCCUGUUGCACACUUUCACACACACACACACACACACACACACCCACACCCACACUCACCCUCACCCACACAUUCUAAACUGCAUCCAUAUACAAUAUAUACAUACAGAUACUUACAUCAGAACACACACUAACAUUUAAACUCAAAGCCUGAGGACUUAACACAUCAUCAGGACUUAAAUGCCCGCUUUGUGAGCAUUCCAAGAGGAGGUGUGGAAAAAGCACGGGAGAGACAUGGAGGAACAGAGGGGGGAGACAAAUAGACUAUGGACUCCUGAGAGUUGACUACAGACCUCUUGGUCACCUAUUUAAAAUUAUCCAGAUGUGUUAGCUCAUAGGCGAUGCCAUGUAUUUCCACCUUGAUACUAUUAGAUUUGCAUUUAGUUUUCUUUUUUUUUCUGUUGUUGAUAAUAUAUAAUCUUUUUAACAGUUUCUUUUUAAAAUGUGAUGAUUUUUAACUGUAUCCAAUACACAACAACCACCCAUAUGAGGCAUUUCUCAGAUUCUAGAGGCUGGAGUUCUACAUUUCAACUCAUUUUUGUGUUGUCUGUCUUAACUCUUUCUUUAUGGUUGUGUGGACGCGCUAAUCCACAAACUCCUGCUAACUGCUAAUCAUGAAUAAAAAAUUAAGUGACCAAAAUAUAUUUAUUGAUACAAUUCUGUUAGGAUCAUGGUUGUAGAGAUUGGAUAUCACACUGUGUAUCUGUUUGUUUGAGGAUACUUGGUCAAACCAGACAUUUGUUUUUGUUCAACAGAACUGCUUGUCUCACAUAUUGCUGUAUCCAUAUCAUGUGAAUGUUACAAAGCCGGGGCACCACACACUGUGGGGGGCUCAAAAUGCCAUGACUUUGCACGCAUGCAUGCAAACGAAACAGAAUAGUGUUCAGCAUCCUCACACCUUCACUCUUUUGAGAGAAAUUGACAGUCCAUGGAGAGUUUAUCCUGGCAUUUGAAGGCCGUGGCGAAGAGUCAAAAAGUGUUUUCCCCCUCAUAGUCUGGAGACAGACAGCUGGCGUGUCUUCCCAGUGUUGCCAAAGGGGACUUUUCUCUUGAGGAAGGAGGGCAGUGGAGCUGACACACUGCGGCUUCCAAUCACCCGCCAGUUCUGUGGAGCUGAGAGGGGAAAUGGAGGGGCAGUCCAGAGGAUGAUGUCACUGCUCUUGAAUUAGCGAUCGCUGAAGGGAAUGGAGAAGCUAGGGUCACCCAGGGGUCAUGUUUGGGCGGUUGCAUAGCAUAUACAUCAAGCAUGGAGCACGCCUUCUUCCUCACAAUGGAUUAGUACUAGUGAAAGAAAUUCUUUCUAUUUCGUGACAUUUAUGCAUUCAUUUCUGUGACUUAUUCGUCAGAAAGCAAGCUUAAGUGUUGGUUAGGUCUCCUAGUUUUGUGUUUUCCAUAUUUAUGGCCGACGUCAAGUUAGAAUACAGUGCAACACAUGGUUUAUAUUUACAGUAAAUGUCUCUAGUGAAUGGGUUAUUUGUCGAGUGAGAAUGGACCAAGUAGUUGUUUGGAUCUGAACGUGAAGGGCAGCAACAAGAGUAGCAGCGCCUGCAAUCAAGCUGCAGCGGCGUUGGCAGGGAGCCGCUCCAGCAGCGGGCUUAGGGAGAUGAUUACGAUUCCUGCGAUGAUGAGUUCUCCAGCUGUGGCCAGUUGGACCUGAGCACACAGAGAGAGCCAGAGAGAGAGAGCGAGAGAGAGAGAGAGAGUAGAAGAGGGAUUUCACAGUGGAGGAAUGGAAAAAUGGACCCUAAAAAACAAAGCAAUGAAUUAGGAUCUUGGGAGGAGACUUGGGGAGAAUCUAUUCCGCUGGAUCUGGAGUAUCUGGAAUACCGCUCCCAGUCAUAUUUGGGUGGGGAUAUGAACACAGGCCAAUGCUGAUGUAUCACAGCGCAGAAGAAAAGCUUUUUGGGAGGUCAAACCAAGCAUGAAAAAAUCAGUCAUGCCACAAAGAACACAAAACAUGGGUGUGAACCUUUUUCUUUUUCUUUUUUUUUAAUACCUUCUCUCCAUUCCCCAGGUGACUGACAGCUAUUCAUAAAAGAGCUGAGUGUAUUUUCUUUUGUUUUUUAGAGCCGAAAAAGAUUUAAUAUAAACAGUAAAACAUGAUUUAUGAUGGCAAGCUCUACUUUAAGUCCAAAAAACUUAAUUGAACUAUGAUUACACCUUGUGCAACCGUUUGUAUAUUAAAGAAAUAACAUUCCAGGAUGAAAGGUCAGGGUGUCAGCAGGAUUGGAAAUGUUUUGAUUUAACACACACACACACACACACACACCUGCUUUUUAAAGUGUAAAUCACAGUAUUGUUCAUAAUUAUUUUAAAGUGGUUUUUGUUCAUUUUGGGUCCCAAAUCUAUACAAAGAUUAGUUUCAAUUUUUUACCCAUAAUUCAACCAUAUUUGUGCCUGUGUUCUUUUCACUUUUGGUUUCUGUAUCUGUCAUCCAAGGGUUACAGGAUUUAUGUUACAUGUCAUUUUAUUGCACCUGAUCCCUGACUGUUGUCUUGGUGCCACGUCACAGACACUUUAAGCGAGAUAGUGUUUUGCUUACGGUCAUAACCAAAUGCCAUCAGCAACACACCUUUUUUUUCUUUUUUUUUUUAAAAUUUCCUCCCCCAACUUCCAGUUCUGCAGCAUUUUCAAUAUUACGCAGCAUUAAAGUGACAAACGCCAACGCAACGUGCCCCAGUUCAAAGGAUUUAAGAGGAGAUUUUAAUGUGCCUUCACAGCUUUCUGUCAACCAAAGGUUUAGAGUCCUCUUCUUUCUUUUUCUUUUCCUCAACCCCUUCUUCCCACUUCUCUUCUCACCGCUGUGUGCUAUUUGGUUGAAGCUUUGCAUGUGCGUCAGUUGAGUGUGAUUAGUGAGCAAUGUGCUGGGGGUGUCUGAAAACAUCCUUAUAGGGAAGGGUAUUUCCUCAUUGAACGCUCACUUUGUUAAUGUAGGCUGAAAAUGUCAAUGUCACGUUUUUUUAUUUUAUUUUUUGUCAUGCAUAAAAUGCCCAUUAGUUGAUAUUGUGUGUAGUAUCAAGUGACCUUACCAUAGCUGAUUUCAUCAAGUAUAACUCCUUAAGUGAACAUUGAAUGCCUAAAUGUACAAUAUAAAAAAUAUGUGCUGAUGUUCAUUCAGAAACAUAAUCCCAGGUGUGAUGUAAUCAUGACCUGAAUCUCAUGUAUGAGCACCUCAAAGUAACGGUAUCACAUAUUGUUGGUUGUGAAGAAACUGUCAUGGUUUCCAAGGAAAUAGUUUUUUUUAAAUGUCUGUAUGUAUUUCAUAUAAGACUAGUGUAAGACAUUCACUUUUGCAGUUUAGCCACUUAAAUAUGUAAAAAAAAAAAUCUCAAUACUUAAAUGUUUUACUUGAUAUUCAAAUACAGAACUACAGUAUCUCCCUGCAUAGAUAUUGUUAUAAACUGGGAUCUUUUUUCAUUUUACACCAAUGGAGGCCGCAUGAGCAGAGCCUUGUAGAUGUACAGAAAGGGUUUUAAAUCAGCUUAAAAAGACAUUAAAGUCAAUUGAGGUAAAUAUUAUCAAGAGAUUGUUGAUCAAACUGUUUUUCAUGAACUACAGUGUGGCUGGAACUCUGUUUCCUGACUGCUAAACAAGACUGAGAUAAUCUAAAAUCUACGAUUUCUUGAUAAUAUUCAGAUCAAAUGACCCGUGUUAACUUUGGUGCUUUUGUGCUGCUUACAUUUCUAUGGUGUUCUUUGUCUCACAAAGCUUUUUUUCUGUAUGAGAGAGAGAGAAAGAGAGAGAGAGAGUGAAGAAAACAGAUCCAUGCUGUGGAAUGAUAAAAGGCAGUGCUGUGAAAUUUAAUGUCAUGCUCUUAAUACUGUUUUUACGGAGGGGAGAUCGUCUUCAGGUGUAAUAAUUUAGAAGAGUUUAUUAGAGUGUUCAAAAGACGUAAUAAACGACAUAAAAAAUGA
Messenger RNA from Scomber japonicus (chub mackerel), 5417 nucleotides. RefSeq names its product NCK adaptor protein 1b (gene nck1b). The transcript has 5 exons. Bases 317 to 1501 code for a protein of 394 amino acids. Gene Ontology annotation, molecular function: ephrin receptor binding. Gene Ontology annotation, biological process: negative regulation of PERK-mediated unfolded protein response; positive regulation of endoplasmic reticulum stress-induced intrinsic apoptotic signaling pathway; negative regulation of endoplasmic reticulum stress-induced eIF2 alpha phosphorylation. NCBI's taxonomy places the organism in Eukaryota, Metazoa, Chordata, Actinopteri, Scombriformes, Scombridae. The record is from RefSeq and is a predicted model, not a curated record.